Gossypium arboreum is the source of this 531-nucleotide messenger RNA. RefSeq lists its product as uncharacterized. The coding region runs from base 1 to 531 and encodes 176 amino acids. The transcript is spliced from 3 exons. The record is from RefSeq and is a predicted model, not a curated record. Lineage: Eukaryota; Viridiplantae; Streptophyta; Magnoliopsida; Malvales; Malvaceae.
AUGGAAACUGAAGCCUUGCAUUCUAGUGAUACACCACGUCACUCGUCCAGCACUGCUUUGCAAGGUCAAAAUUCUACUCCUUUAUCGAACAUUCAAUAUUUCUCGAAACAUGAUACGUCUGUUCCUAAUCCGUCGUUUCUUCUCUAUAAGAAGCAAGAUAAAUUCCUCACUUCUUGGUUGCUUUCUACUGUAACUGAUGAAAUCUUGCAUGCGUCAUGCCUGUAUUCUGUCAAUAAGGCCAAUCUCACAGUUAAAGAAUACUUGGCCAAGGUGAAAACGUUAUGUGAUAGCUUGAUUGCUACUGGCAGUCCGAUAUCUAAGCAAGAACAGGUCAGUAUCAUUUUAGCUGGACUUUCGAUGGAAUAUGAAUCUAUUCGGGUUCUUUCCACUGAAAUGUUAAUUGACUGCGAAACAAGGCAACUAGCUCUUCUGACAGAAAUACUGUUACAAGCAAAUUUGGCUUCUUAUCACCAACAAGCUACUGAUGAAAAUUCAACACAUACUGGGACUUCGCAUAACUACCAGCAGUAA